Closterium sp. Naga37s-1 is the source of this 366-nucleotide messenger RNA. The record is from the annotation of a GenBank genome assembly. NCBI's taxonomy places the organism in Eukaryota, Viridiplantae, Streptophyta, Zygnematophyceae, Desmidiales, Closteriaceae.
AUGAGCGGCAUGGCGCCGCGAGCAAGGGUGGCGGUGUAUAAGGCGGUGUGGGGCGGGGAGAGCAGCGUGGGGGAUGUGAUGGCUGCUGUGGAGCAGGCAGUGCGGGAUGGCGUUGACGGGCAUCUUCCCCUCCCUCUCCCUCCGUCUCCCCCUCUCCCCUUCUCCCCCCUCUCCUCUCUCCUCUUCGUUCCCCUCCUCCCCACCACCUCCCAUCCCGUGCUGGUAAGGGUUGGGGAGAGCAGCGUGGGGGAUGUGAUGGCUGCUGUGGAGCAGGCAGUGAGGGAUGGCAUUGACGUGCUGCUGUUGCCCAUUGGAAGCACCGAUGAUGACUAUUUCAACUCCGCCUUUCUCUUGAGGGCUGUUCAG